Bathycoccus prasinos is the source of this 6339-nucleotide messenger RNA. RefSeq lists its product with no specific name. The transcript has a single exon. The record is from RefSeq and is a predicted model, not a curated record. Lineage: Eukaryota; Viridiplantae; Chlorophyta; Mamiellophyceae; Mamiellales; Bathycoccaceae. Bases 1 to 6339 code for a protein of 2112 amino acids.
AUGAUCUUUGAAAUUUCAGGCGUAAAAUUAGAAGAAAUCGACCAAGCUGGAUCUACCGGUCGAAGAACGAAACGUCAAGCUAUCGUCCGAAGUUUAACUGCGUUAGUUUCUGACAAGUUUGGUCUCGAUGAUGAUUACAUUCGUGUGACGGAGACGAGAGCGGCGUCUUCGACGAGCCUCUUUUGUGAACUCACUGCUAUUUUACACAUUUGGUUUGGAAGUGUCAGUCAAACAACGGUGAAUUUGUUCACGUACAAUAACAUCGCCAUUAUGGAUACCUUGAAAAAUUCCAUGUCUGAUUCUGGAUUAACUGCUGUGCGUGUUUAUCAAGUUCAAAAGAUUGUUCUUGCAUCUCCGCCGCCGGUUAUUUUAUCCCCGCCGCCGAGGAACAUGCCGCCGCCCUUUGCUCCGAGUCCACCGCCUCUCCCACCUCUAAAAGUCUUCGUUGAGUACCCACCUUUACCGGCACCACCACCGCCACCAUCGCCACCGCCUCUCAUUAUUCCACCACCGUUACCACCGCCACCGAGUCCAUCGCCUCCGCCGGAUAUCAUUCCUCCGGUGAUCACGCUCCUGGGUUUGGCGCACGUGGAAUUGGAACAGCUCGAUGUGUACACGGAUUCUGGGGCGACGUGUACGGAUAAUACGGAUGGUACAAUCACAGAUAUUACGGUCAUUGGAGUUGAAAGUAUUAAUACGGAUCUUCCAUCCGCAGAACCCUACCUCAUCACCUACGAGUGCUCGGACGUGCUCGGAAAUAAAGGCACGGCUCAAAGAACAGUUCAGGUCAAUUCGCCUUGCCCUGAAUUUUCAAAGUUGUGCACAGAGUUAGACCCGAUGGUGUGCGCCUGGGUCGAUCCGGAUACGAAAGUAGCGUAUUGUAUUCCACCUACGGAUGAUGCCGAUGUCGUCGAAGAAAAGUUUGUCGCGGAAGAGUACGUGCCGCCGGAGAACGUGUAUACACCAGUAAUGACACUUUUGGAAGGCGCUUAUACUUCUGAACUCGGCAAAGUUGAGCAAACCAACGCAGAUGGUGAGCUAGAAACGAUUCUUGUCAUGCGAACAUACGUUGAACAAUUCGAUGUGUACGUUGACCCUGGAGUUUUAGCCUGGGAUAACGAAGACGGAAAUCUCACGACGUCGGUCCGAAGUGAAGGUAAAGGUCUUGUGAAAACCGACACGGUGGUUUCGCGUCCAUUUACUAUUAAGUACAACGUCGACGAUUUAGAUGCGUUCAACCCCAAGAGUGCAACAGAAGUGCGUCGUCAGGUGUUCAUUUUGAACCCAUGUAGAGAAACGCUUCAAGAAGAUGGAGUUACCGAAGAAAUUUAUUGCUCCAGAGAGGAUUCGGGAGGAUUGCAGCUUGUCGUCUGCAGUCGCAACGGAAUUUGCGGUUUGGAUCUCGUUGUAGAAGAAGAAGUUAUCGUUGUCAAGGCACCAGAACCACCAAAUAUUACGCUUCUUGGACCGAAAAGAAUGGAAAUUAAUCAAUACGAAGUGUACAAAGUUUGCGGUGCUGUAAAGCUUGCCGGAGAAUCUUGCGACGACGGCGCCGAGGCCGUCGGGGAAUACGACGGUCUCAUCACGGCUGCAAACAGUCCGGAUAAAAUAUUUGCGUGCGGUUUAAAAUUCGCUACGAAAGGAGUUUCCGGUUGCGGAAUUGAUACCCAGGUUGCAGAUACGUACGAUAUCACAUUCUAUGCGAUCGAUUCUUCCGGUUUACAAUCCGAGAUUGUCACGAGGAAGCUGGUUGUUAUUCCAUCGUGUCCGCCGGGAGAAGUCGCGUGCAUAAAUACUCCCUGUUCUGUAGAUGGCGUUUGUUUGGAGGAUGUUGAACUGCAAAACAUCCUCGACGCCGAGGAAGAAGCUCAAGUUGCGGAUCCUCCCAUUGCUAGCGUGAUUACAUACGAAGGUUUUGGCUCUUCCAUUCAAUUGAAGCAAUAUACGCCGUACUACAAGUGCGAUACCGACCAAAUUCCAACCGCAGAUGUCCCGUGCGAACCCGGGGUUUUAGUCAUGCAACCUCAGAUUGGUGGUGCAGACCCAAUUGAUAUAUCAGAAUUUACGCUUUCUUGCCCACCCUCUGAUUGCUUAGAGUACGUUCCCGCCUGUCCGGCCCAUUACUUCAAGAAUAAAGGUGUUGUCGGUUGCCCCAUCAAUCCAAACGCCAAUCCGGGUACUACGUUUGAAAUGGAAUUCAUUGUUUUCGAGCAAGAUGCGCAGUACCCAAGACAAGUAUCCGUGAAACGUACGAUUAUAAUCGCAGAACCGUGUCCAACUGGGCAGAACUUGUGCGUUGUUGAUGGUGUGAGACAGUGCAGCGAGUUGGAAUGCGACGUGCUUCUCAUGUUGUCCGAAACGGUUGUUCAAGAAGACGUGACGCCGCCCGUGAUUUAUCUUCUCGGAGACGUUUCUUACGAAGUCACAUAUGGCGAGACUGACGACACAAUCUUUUUGAAUGCCUGCGCGCCGGACUCGGAUCGCUCGAACUGUUUGAUAUAUGCAAUUGAUGAGGAAGACGGAGACGUGUCGAGUUCGAUUUUAUCAUCGCAGAAUGUUGAUUUGAGCACCGGAGCGUGUGGCAUAAGCGACGUCACUCGAGGCUCCUGCAUACCUGGAACGUAUUCGUACACUUACACUGCUUCUGAUUCUAAUGCAAACGAGGCGAGCGUGGAGAUCAUCGUAAAGAUUGUAGAGUUGGGUAAGAUGAAUACUACAAUCACCGUUGGACCGUAUUACAGCUUAGAUUCCGCGAACGUUGCCGCCGGCAACUAUUUAGAAGAAGGAAGCGAUGCGCGAGCGGCGAUUGAAGCUGGUCUUGCACAAACGCUCGUUGCAGCUGGCGCGGGAUCUUUCGAAGCUUCAGAUGUAUCAGUUGUCGAUGCAGAAGUUACGCGAUCUUCUAGAACUACGUGGUCAAUUUAUAUCACCUGUGAGAUUUCUAUUUCUACCGGGAAGGUGUCUUCGUCUGGUACUGCAAAGAGACGUCGUCGACGCUACCGCAUCUUGUUGGAAGAAGAAAGUGAUGCUUCUGCGAUUGACGGCGCAUUAUCCGCAAUCGAAGCUUCCUUAACUGCGGCGGCUUCUAGCGGGACGCUAGGAUCGUCUCUAGAGGCAGCUUCGAGUGCGGCAGGCGUCGAGUCCGUACCGGUAUCGCCAGAAGUGACGACGACGAAAGUUGCCGUGACGAAGACUGUCGAUUUGGAAGCUUCCAAACUGACUGCCGUGAAGGCGACGGUUGAAAGCAUCUCAGCUCGUCUUUCCGCGCUAAGCACUUCAGUCAGACGCGUACAAACGAAUAUUGACAAUGAUAUCGAUUUUGAAGGUUACCUGACCUUCAACGAAAAGGCUUGGGAUGCGUCGAUGGAGGCAAGUUUAGAAGAACAUGCAGAGUUGACGGCGUACGCAAGUGAAGCUUUUCAAUUACUUAAUGCCACUGUUAGCGUGCAAACUUCGAAUAACGACGCUUUGAUAACGCUUCAAGAAAGAGCUUCUGAGCUGAAGAUUGCGCUUGAGUCCACUCUUGCAACAUUGAACGCGAUGAAUUCGGGAGAUGGGAGCAGUGCUGAAGCCUCAUGCGAAAAAACAAACUCUUGCGCGUGCCCCAAGCGCGACAAAGGAGAAAUUUUGGUAUAUUUCAACGCAACGAAGACGUUCACGUACAUACCAGACGAUUUUCCUGCAUCGCCACCACCACCUCCUCCGCCUUCGCCGCCGCCGUCUCCGCCUCCCGUGCCUCUGGGAUGCACGGCAGAAGACAUUUACACAUACGGCGGUUGCGCGAGCGCCAAAGAACAGAAAUCGAAAGGCCGUCGGCUCUUGAGAGAUUUGAAGUACUCCGGAACAGACGUUGCUAACGUUGUCGUGGAAGAAGAGAGCGCGACAGGCGAUGGCUCCGAAAAUCUAUAUUUUGGUUACAAUGUGAAGUAUAAAGUCAAGAAUGUAGUGAAGAAGGAGAUAACUUACGUUCCAGAGAGGAAAAUUCGCGGCAAAAAUACUCUAAUCGGUGGUGUUUUGAUCACGCAGUACCGAAGCGAACGAGCAUCUGGUUUCCAGUGCUCCAAAAGAUUCCCGACAUUGGCAGCGUCUUGUAGAGACUUCAAUCGACCGAGCGUGGAUCCAUUUGGAGUUGACCCCAUCUUCUCUAGGUCGUCCAGCCUCUUUGGAGGCGUGGAUUUGGAGAAGAAUAUUGAGAAAUAUUACAAUGUCUCAGAGCUUCCCGUUUCAGGCGUGCCUGCUGGGUUUCGCGUGCGAUCUAGUGAUUUGAAAAAAGGCAAGAGUGGAUUUGCUGUAUACAUUGACAUCAUGAUGAGUAAAAAGCAUGCCAAUCGUAUGAUUUCGUACAUGCGAGAGGGCAAUUUCAUCGACUCUAUGACGAAAUCAAUCAUUGUGAAUAUUGCGGCGUAUAAUCCAGUGACUGUAAGAUUCACAAACACUAGAGUGCAUUUCGAAUACUCGAAAGGUGGAAGCGUAGAAAUUACGAGCGAUACUCAAGCUCUCGCUGUUGGGAUUUACGAUGAAUUCUCGGGGUCCUUACUUCUCGCCAUGGAAGUGAUUGUCUUGUGUUGGGUGAUUUAUUCAACCUACGCUUUAAUCACAGAUUCUAUAAUUGCAACUCGUUCGUCGGAUUUUAAGGUGUUGAAAAAGCUUGAGAAAAACGUCGUUAAAAUUCACUCCAACAUUCUUGAAGUCAUUAAUCUGUGCUGUCAGUUGGCAGCGUUCAUUAUAUGGUGGGUAUUCCAAGCUCUUUAUGCCUACAGAUUCUCGCCGUCGAAACGAUACGAUGUGUACCAGAUUGUGACGGAACCAAAAGCACAUUUUAUGAUGCCUUUCAAGAACCAGACUGGGAACGACAUAGAAGGAGGCGUCUUCAUUAAUGGAACCAGUUAUAAAUUACCUUCGAGACCGAAAUAUAAUUGGGAACUGGCUGAGGAUACGCGUGGAUACGAAGAUCUGUCGCUAAUGUAUGAAGAAAUCAACACGAUGAGUAAUCUUCAAAUUACCUAUAAUCUCAUCACUGGCAUUAAUCUUUUGAUGCUCUUCGUGCGUUUUCUGUUGCUCUUGAAGUUUCAACCUCGCCUGGCGAUUAUCACCAAGACUUUCGAAAGAUCAACCGUCGAUAUCCUUCAUUUCUUAGUUGUGUACAUCAUCUUCAUGGCAAUGGCGGCAGUUUUAGGUAAUACGAUGUUUGGUCACUCCAUCGAGUGCGUGUCAUCGGUGCCGAGCGCUUUUGAACUUUUGUUUUUGCUCUUGAUUGGAGCGACAUCAUUCACGGAAUUUGUGCCGGAGGGAUUGGUCGGAAAUGAAUUUGAUUUGUUCUUCCGAGUUUUCUAUUGCGGACUCAUCCCGGUGAUGUUUCAAUGGAUUCUCUUUGAAUUUUUUGUUGCCAUUCUAGGUGAUGCCUUUGGAGAAGAGAAGGAAAUUUUGCACGAAAUUGAAGCUACUGGAGAUACGCUACCGAAUGAUUUACGUAAAUUAGCAGAGUAUAAAAUGGCCACAGUUCGUAAAGAGUGGCCAAGGUUUGAAGACGUCCACGAUUUGCUCAAAGCAGGGGUCAAAUUACACGAGAAGCAACAUCCAAGCAAUGAAGAAGAUUACCUCGAGAUGUUGGACAGAAAUGAUGACAUUAAGGAAGACGAUUACGAAGGUAAUCUCGAGAUUGUCACGCACGUGGCGAAGAAGUUCAUGAAGAAGGACCCAUUCUACGUCGGAGGGCUGAAAUAUCAACCUGCUUCAUUGGUCGCAACUCUUUUGCAAAACAAACCCAAAUUUGAAGACACUCACGAAGAGUUGAAUCAGAAGAGAGAAAAAAUCCGAAGGAUGAAGUUAGACAUGUACCGCAAGCUUCAAAAGUGCGUGGAUGAAGUCAGGGAUGACAUGGAAAUUCACUUGCGUCAUCAAAAAUCACUAGUGCAGCGUUCGGAAAAUUCCGCCGUUCGUUGGAAGCGAAUCAAAGAACUCGCCGAGGAUAUUGAAAUUGCGUUGGAGGACGUGACGAAGGAAACGUUUGAUAAACAAAAAGUAAAGGCCAAGGUGAGAGAACUUCAAGCGAAGCGAAGAGAAGCAGAAAAAGAGUAUGAGAAGAAAUGGAAGGAGGCCAUCGAAAAGGUCAAGCGGUACAGAAGUGCUCCUCCAAAAUCAGUAUUUGAUGCAACUCGAGUGCUUCUGCGUUCCAAAUCGAAAAGCUUGAAAAUCCAGCAAGCGCUCAAAUUCCAAAAGUUGUUUUCUCAACACGGUUCGAAGUCAUCAAAUCGCCGUCACAGGGAGAAACAAAUAGAGGAAACGAGGAACGCCGAAGCCGAGUUGAUCGCGCUCUCGACGAUCAAAAAGCGAAAGUAG